UAUCAUCAUGCUUUAUUAUAUUCCGUUAUCAUUUCGAAAUGAUGAUGAAUGACUUUCUCAUUGUCUGAUAUAAUUAUUGAAUGACACUGUGAGAGAGUCGAUGUAUGGCUCAUCUGUGAUCUGAUGCUGUAACAGAUGUAUUAAUGCAUCACUUCAUCAGUGCGCGGUAUUAAUGUGAUCAUAUCGAUGUGUGAUUCGGCGAAGGCUCGUUUCCUGGAGAUUUGCUGAAAUGAUUCGUGUGUUUCUCGCCGGUCUUUAGCUCGUUCUGAUCAGACGAAGUGCUGCUGUUUACUGAGGGUUCUGUGUGUCAGUCUCAUAGUGUGUGUGUGAGGAAUGUGACACAAGUGUGAGAUCAAGCACAGCUUCCAGGUCUUUUUACAUGAUGAUAAUCAAUAAUCACUGAAUAAAUCUAAGAUUUAAGCUAAGAUUUGCAUGUUGCUUAUGUAGAUGGUUAUCAUCAAGAAACAAGAAUUAUAGCACAGAUAAUAGGAAGCAUUUUAGACGUAGUUUUAUUGCGCAGCUUGCAGUUAGUUCAGGUUUUAGUUAGAUGACCAGAGAUGAAGGAGUAAACGAGACAGUGUGGGACAAUGAACGUUCGCCCGGCUAAAUACAUGAACUGAUUUGAUCAGAGUUUGGUGGUGAUGUAAAGGUUUUCUGAGUCUAAUUUGUGGCUCAGGUUAACUGUGCAGGACAGAACUUGCCUCCUAACCACUGUCUGCUGGCCGGACAGCUUCUCUCUACAGUACUGUGUAAUUAUCCCACACAAGCAGGUCACAAAUAUCCCUGCUUUAGACGGGAGGAUUGGGUAAAGUGUUCCUGAAGGUGAGAGUCUGGAAUAUUUCACUGGCUUUGAAAGUUUACUCAUCCAUCACCCUUCUCAUAAAUCCCAAUGACAGACUAAUUAUACAUCAUUAAAAUAGUCCUUUCUCAUACUGUUGACACAUACCAAUGUACUGUGUAUGUAUGAUGCUGUACAAUGAUACAAUGUCAUUUUUUUAAUCUUUCACAAAUACGUUUUUGACACAAAGCCUUUAAACUGGUUCUUCUUGAGAGAAAGUGAUUCUGAAUGCAGCGGGUUUGUUCAUAAAACGCUCUAGUAUUUAUCAUUGAAACUGGAAUCUUACAGAUUCACAUUUAUUCAAAUAACAGACUACAUAGGAUUUACUCUGUCUGAACCUGACAGAGUGUUGAGUCAAUGUGUCUGGGAUGAUCCUGUGAUCUUUGCUGCCAAACAUGUUUUUUUCUCACCAGUUUAAUUGCAAAUGUACGGCAUCUAUGCACAGACAUAAAAUGUAAAGACUUGUUAGAUGAUCUGGGUUAUUUGUAUGUCAACACGAUUGUGUGUAUAAAAGAAUAAAGAUGUAAGUCAAACUGUAUUCACUGUAUUCGAUUUGGGAUUUAGCUGUAUUGUGGUUUUAAGGCAAUAUUUCCGUCACAGUUGCUAUUGAGUGUAAUGAAUGUUGUUAUGUUCUGUGUCUGAUUUCAGCAGUUUCUGUGAGAAAUCUUCAGAUUUAAACUGCAAAUGUUGCAUAUCAAAGUAUUUAUUUUAACUAUAAUGUAUUUUUCAAAUGAUAAGGUUAAAUCAGUGUAAUCAUUUCUGAAAACAAAGUCUCAAAUGUUAACAUUAAACAUAAACUAACUGUGAACAUUUUUACAGGAUUUAUUAACCUUUGUUAAUGUUAUUCAAAAAUAACAAAUUUGUUCAUUGUUUCUAAUGUUAAUAAAUUUUUUUCAUAUGUUUGUAUGCACUAAUGUUAACAAUCAAUCAAUCAAUCAAUCAUUUUUAUUUAUAUAGCGCUUUUAACAACACAGGUUGCAUCAAAGCACUGUACAGUAUUAACAAGUGAAACCUUGUUGUAAAAUGCUACCCAGAUUUACGUUUUUGUAUUAAUCAGUGAUUGCUUGCACGUAAAAAAGACUGUCUUUAUUUUUUAGUGGUGUUUUUAGAUUUUAAUUUAAACCCUACACAGCAUCCUUUGCUGUGGUGUCAGUAUUGUAGAUAAUUCAGUCAGAUAUAAUUAGUGGUCUUUUCUAAAACAAGAAUCACUAUUAUUAUUACUUCUUCUUUGUCUUCUGCUUCCAGUGAAAACUUCAGUAAGUCUUUAUGCAGCAUAUUGAGCUGUGAAUAUACCUCAAACUAUGCAGAAACAGCAUAGAAAUACAGCUGAAUUAACUCCAUAUGACCGGCCUGCCAGUCGCUCACAGAACUGUCCUCACAAACACGUCAAAAUCAGUUUGAAUCUUGAGUCUUUUUAUGCCUUAUAGAGAGAUUUAUGAAGAUUAUUUAUGAAAACCAAACCUGUCAUAAUAUGUCAGACUGCAAGCAUGGGUUUUACAUAUAUUACUUUUACAGUGCUAUUAAUAUAAAAUAUAUUUAAAUGAACGCUACUAACUAUGCUCCUAUAUAUAAUGCAGUCAUAUGAGACUUUAGAGUAAUUGUCCACAUCAACCAUCCAUGACUGCAAAGAGAGGUUGAAUUAAUAAUUACACACAUGCUAUGAAAAGAGAAAUAUUUUAAAUCAGAUGUAUUUGUGGAUCAGCAGUGGAGAAUAAAUCUAGAUUAGUGUGGUUUUACAGUGUUUGUCAUGACUCAUGUGUCACAUGUGUGUUUUAUUUCAGUGUCUAACAAGAGGAAAAAGAUGAAGCAAUGAUCUGAGAGUCAAUCACCCCCUGAACACUAUCACACACAAGAAUGCGCAUUAAAUAUACCAUUUCUAUCAUCUUUAUCGUGGCUCUGGUCAUCAUAGAAAAGGAAAACAACAUCAUUUCAAAGGUGUCUGAUAAACUGACCCCUAGACUGACCCCGCUGACCCCUCUGUUGCUGCUCAGUGCUUCUCUUCUGUCCUCUGCGCAGCACAAUGUCUCGAUGGACCUGAGUGUUCUGGAGAACUCGACUCGGAGCGUCGAGCGGAGCCCUGCUUCAGCAGCUGGAGGACGCAAGCACAUCCUUCUGCUGGCCACGACUCGCACCGGCUCCUCAUUCGUGGGAGAGUUCUUUAACCAGCAGGGCUCCAGCAUGUUCUAUCUGUUUGAGCCGCUGUGGCACGUGGAGCGUAUGCUAACCGUGGAAAGCGGUGGGACAAAUGCCUCAGUCGCAGGGCCGGCCUACAGAGACGUUCUGCGCCAGCUGCUCCUGUGUGACUUCUCUCUGCUGGAGAGCUUCAUCGAACCGGCUCCGCGGGAUCACGUGACCGCUGCGCUCUUCCGGCGUGAGUCCAGCCGCUCUCUGUGUGAGGAGCCGGUGUGUACGCCGCUGGUCAGGAGAGUAUUUGAGCGCUAUCACUGCCGCGAGCGCCGCUGUGGGCCGCUCAACCUAACACUGGCCGCUCAGUCCUGCUCUGUAAAACAGCACCGUGCCAUCAAGUCUGUCCGUGUGCGGCAGCUGGAGACACUCCGGCCCCUGGCCGAGGACCCCCGGCUCGACAUGACCUUUAUCCAGCUGGUCAGGGACCCUCGUGCUGUCCUGGCCUCGCGCAUGGUGGCCUUCUCCAGCAAGUAUGACAUCUGGAAGCGUUGGGCUGUGGACGGAGACAUGCCGGUGGAUGAGGACGAAGUGAGGAAGCUCAAAGGAAACUGUGACAACAUCCGCAUGUCCGCCGAGAUUGGCCUGAAGCAGCCAGCAUGGCUCAGAGGACGCUACAUGCUAGUGCGCUAUGAGGACAUUGCGCGAUUCCCCAUGCGCAAAGCUGCAGAGAUGUACGACUUUAUAGGUAUUCCCUUCACGGCAAAGGUGGAGGAGUGGAUCCUAAAAAAUACUCGGGCGUCGAAGGAGGUCAGUGGAGUUUACUCCACACAGAAGAAUUCCUCGGAGCAGGUGGAGAAAUGGAGGUUUAGCAUUCCCUUUAAACUGGUGCAGCUGGUGCAGAAAGUGUGUGGCCCUACAAUGACUCUGUUUGGAUACAAGUUUGCAGAGAACAGAGACAUGCUGACUGAUAAAUCAGUGAGUUUGAUUGAGGAGAGAACAUUUUUGUGAUUCUAAACCUAGGCUGUGUUUGAAAUGCCAUACUCUCAUACUACUUGUACUAUUUCUGCAGUAUCCAGUGUGUAUGCUGUGCAUAGUAGACAAAUGUUCUGUAUGCAUGAAAUAUUUGCCAGAAUCUGCUAAAUUUAACUCAAGCCCACUGAAAUCAGUACAGAAGCUGUGUUCGGAAUGACAUACUACCAUACAACUCCUACUAUAUUGCAGGAUGCUGUGUGUAUACUUUGAUUAGUAUGUGAAUUUUCUGCACCAAAUGCCCAAACUACUUGCUAUAUUGGCUGAAAUUUGAUGUAUGCAUCUGAAGACAUGAGAUACUGUUUCACAGAACAGCAACGCGCUCCAUGUGACUGUCAUCUUCAAAUGCAUAAAUGAACUGGAAGUGGGGAAUAGUCGGCAGGACAGAAACUGUACUUUAAUCUACAGCACAUUUCCAACAAGUGAUGUGACAUCACUUUAUAUAUAUAUAUAUAUAUAUAUAUAUAUAGUGCUUUAUACAGUCUUGAUUGUUUUGAUGAUAUUAAAUAAUAAUAAUUCUAAUACUGCAGUAAUGUAAUAUAGAAAUAAAAUAUAGAAAUAAAAAUAAUAUUAAAAUUAUGUAAACAAAAUGUAUUUCCACCCACCAAUGCCUGGCUGCGAUAAACAGCACUGAAAAAAAACACGUGUCCAUCUGCACUGUCAGUGGUGUAGAUGUGUGCUGAUGAAGCGAUUGACCUGUGGUUGAACCUGCCUUUUGUUAAACUUGUGUUACUCCUUUUUUCUUUAUCAGAAAGGCAUUUAUUUUCAAUUAAAAUUAAAUUACUUUCUCAAGAAAUAAUAAAUAACAGCCCCUUAAUAAUACAGAGUGUAAUAAAACAGGUAUGCUUAAAUGUAGGUUUUUGUCCCAAAAAAUUGGCAUUCAUCUAAUUAAAUGUAUAUAAUAAUUUAUAUUCAAUAUGUUAUUGCAUAAUGAUUUAUAAUAUACUAUAGUACUGACGUAUAAAUAUCUAAAGAAAAUGCUGCUAUUUCAGAGUAAACAGAAUUUAGCAUUAUUUGCAUUUAGUGCAACUAGAAUAUAUCACCUUUUCCAAUUAGUGUAACUGUAAAAAUAUAAUUGUUGUGAAAUGUGUUUAAUUGGACAAUAUUGCAUUGUUUACUAGGAUGAGCCUUAUUAACAAGUCUUUGUAAAAAGAACGGUGAGCACAUUUGUUGUAAGGUAACAGGCCUGGCAGCUGUGCUGAAUUAAUGUUUGUGUUUGUCAUGUGACAAUUAAGCAUACUACUCUGAAAUAUUUGUUGCUUAUUGUAUACUGUUUCACACACAUUUCUUUAAAAAAAUAGUAGGCAGUAUACACUGUGUACUGGGCAGUAAGUAGUAAGCAAGUGUGCCAUUUCAAACACAGCCCUAUGCUUCAUGAAUAAGGCUGACGAGAUUCAUGACGCAAUUUUGAUCGAAAACAAGCUGCAAAAUAAAGUCUUUGCAUCACUUCUAAAGUAUUAUUAAAAAAAAGAAUAUAAUUUCCUUCGUUGAUAAAUGGCCAGUGAGCUCGUUUUGAUGAGAAGUUGAAGACAGGCAUUGCAUUGACUGUAUAUUCUGUACUGUAUGUGCGAUUGUUUGACAAGAAAUGAGUUGCUUUGUGUAUUCAGAUAUUCUUUCUGCAGCCGGAUUGCAGAACUAUAUCAAAAGUCGUCGUACAGAAAACAAAAACAUUUUUAUAGAUUUAAUAUAUUGUCUUAUUUGACAAGGGCUCUUUCUAAUUAUGUUCAUAUUGCAUUAUUUAAAUUUGUUACAAAAAAUCCAAAAUGUCUAGUAAUACAGGCUUGAAUAUUUCUCUUAAUGGAUUAAUAAAGUUUUACUUAACCUUG
Molecule: messenger RNA, 5820 nt
Organism: Puntigrus tetrazona (Sumatra barb)
Lineage: Eukaryota; Metazoa; Chordata; Actinopteri; Cypriniformes; Cyprinidae
Gene: chst3b
Product: carbohydrate (chondroitin 6) sulfotransferase 3b
Exons: 2
Coding region: 2693-3973 (426 amino acids)
Biological process (GO): carbohydrate metabolic process; N-acetylglucosamine metabolic process
Cellular component (GO): Golgi membrane
Molecular function (GO): N-acetylglucosamine 6-O-sulfotransferase activity; chondroitin 6-sulfotransferase activity
Source: RefSeq, a predicted model, not a curated record